Molecule: messenger RNA, 1768 nt
Organism: Paramuricea clavata
Lineage: Eukaryota; Metazoa; Cnidaria; Anthozoa; Malacalcyonacea; Plexauridae
Source: the annotation of a GenBank genome assembly
AUGUCACAUCUGAAAGAAACCGAAAACUGUAUAUUGUGUGGGAGUAAAGUUCCAAGUGUUGGUCACAGUCGUUUUUAUGUGAGGCAUGACGGAAGUACUAAACUUUCGCAGGUUAUUUCUGAACUACCAACUAAUCUGCAUCGAAGAUUACAAAUUGACUGGUCUUUAAGGCAAUUUUGCUGUAGAGACUGUAAAAUAUUAUUAGAAAAACGACAGAAGGUCAGUGCAAAAGUUGCACAAAUCGAAGCUGAUAUACUUAAUAAUCGUAUAAAUGUAUCAAAGGGAACUUGUUCAAAAAAGCUUUCAUAUGAUUGUGACCCAGCUAUUAAUACCAGCACGCCAAAACGUACGGAUGUUAUUUUACAAACUACUUCACAUCCAGUUCCACCUGUUUCUCCAAUUCAACCAAUUUCGUCAAAACGUCUUUGUGAUCGAAGUUGCCAAACUCAAACUACAUUCCAAAGUCAUGAACAUGGUCACGAGGAUUUGGGUUGCAAGGUAGGAGUUCGUACAAAAUUUAUUAUGGCAUUUCAUACUUUUUAAUAAUUUAACUAAAAACACUCAUGAGGAUUAAGUACCAAUAUUAAUUUAUAAAAAAAACGGUACAUGAUAUAUGUAGAUAUGUAUAUGAUGGUGCCAAUGCUAUAUAAUAUUAAUUGUAUAUUUAUUAAUUUAUACUGUCAGAUUAUUGUGUCUUGGCCAUCACAACAGAGACAGCGCAAGUUAAAUAAAUUUGGAAAAUAGUUUUGGAAAAUAGUUUUUGAUAAUUUUGAUAUGUAUGAAAGAGUUCACGAUAUGACUGAAGAUAAUCAAAACAAAGAUAUUCAUUGGGUGAAUCAUGUCAAAGUUUCAAACAGAGUUUCUGGGAAUGAGUUACCAGAUGAUAAACCAAUCAAGAAUUGUCUUUCUGAUCUUGACAACUCUAAAGUUGCACCAUCUGCAAUAGAACAUAUCUGUCAACGUGCAAACUAUGUAAAUCUUGUUUCAAGGGUAUUGGUGGAAGAAAUUCCAUGUUUGCAGUUCUGUAAAAUCAGAAAAGGUAAAUAUCCAUGCCACAGUGUCAGACUGUUACUUUACAAUAGGUUGAAAUUACUGUCACAAAAUACUUGCAUGUAAUAAAACUGGCAAAAAAAUAUAUGAUGCAUGACAAGACAAAUAAUUCAUUCUAUUUAUAAUAGAUACAUUUUAACUACACUUCAGUCAUUAGUGCAUGAACAAUCAAAAGUAGACCAUCAAUUAGUAGACCAUCAAAAUUUGUUAAAAGUGAAAUAUAAAUGAUAUAUUUGUUAAUUUAUUGUCUGUAAAAACCAGUUAAUCAUUUUUGAAUUAUAUGAGUAUAAUUUUCUAAAAUUAGUUAACGUCAAAGGAAAAUUUGUGUUAUGAGUAUUAUAGUCAUGUACACAGCAGCCAUGCUAAGAGGUCCAGAUAUUAAUUUCCUUCUGCAUCUUCAGUGGGACUAACUGGGAUAUGAAUAAUCUUUCUCUUUUAUACUUAGGAGUGCCUGGGAAUUAUUCAGGAAAAUGAAAAUACAACCGAAGGAAUGCUUGAAACCCUGAAGUCAAUGCAUUCUUAUGUUCCACGUUGGACUUCAAAAGAAAAUAUAACCCAUUUUACAGAUAUUGGGCAUGUUGGGGACCAAGUUACAGUUGAAAGAUCAGUUAAUUGUCUUAUGGCAGUAUCAAAUGGGUUUACUGCCACUGAAAGGCUUGAAGGCAUUUAUUUUGAGAUUGCAGAUUGGCAUGCAGACUUAAAAUUCCUAGAUGUAUAG